This is a messenger RNA of Trichosurus vulpecula (common brushtail), 4458 nucleotides long. RefSeq names its product KH and NYN domain containing (gene KHNYN). The transcript has 8 exons. Gene Ontology annotation, molecular function: mRNA binding; RNA endonuclease activity. The record is from RefSeq and is a predicted model, not a curated record. Lineage: Eukaryota; Metazoa; Chordata; Mammalia; Diprotodontia; Phalangeridae. Bases 181 to 2664 code for a protein of 827 amino acids. Gene Ontology annotation, cellular component: nucleus; cytoplasmic ribonucleoprotein granule.
GUGAGGAGGAAAGCAGUUGUGUACGUGAGAGAGAGUCAGGAACCUGUGGUCUGGACGGGUCCAAUUGAACUAGAGACCUGCUCUACCUUCCCCCUCUACCUCCAAGGCGGGAGCUUCGGGUUCACGAGCUGUAGAUCACCAAGAUCCCUGGGAAUAAGACCUAGGGCUGGCUUCGCAACCAUGCUCCCCUCGGGGGCCACUCCUGGGACCACGGACCGUUUCACGGUGCCGGCCGAUGCGGAGGACGUGGUGCUUAAACAGCGGCCUCAAGUGGAACGUAUCUUCAGGGUGCUGCUGAGUGUCCUUGAGAAGACCUGCCCGGGGAGCCCCCACAUCUGGCUGCAGCUGGAGGGGCCCCAAAAGAACGUGGGCAGAGCCAAGGAGUACCUGAAAGGCCUUUGUAACCCGGAAGUGUGGGAGGAAGUCACCUAUCCUGCAGUCCUGCACUGUGUCUUCUUUGGAGCUGGGGGUCUCUUCCUAGAUUGCCUGUGUUGGGGUACCUCAGCUCACAUGGUGCCCCAAGCCCCAGGCUCUCUGUUACUGGGGGGCCUGAUUGAAGCCUUUGUCAUGGCCCAGAGCAGGAUGGAAGAUCUGUUAGGGCGACUGAGGCAAGAUGGUCUCCAGAGGCCACAGUCCAAGAGUGCCAGGGAACAAGUGACUCAGGCCUUCAAGGCCCUGGUUGGAAGCUAUGGGGAUGAACAAUCCAGGGCUCUCCUGGGUUUGCCGGUGUCUGUCCAGGAGUGGCUGUUAAACUUGGUAGAAGAGGCAGGUAGGGAGCAAGGGCUGCCAGAACCCCCUCUAGGGCAAGAGAGGAGCCCAGUUCUAUUUGGGAAUGGUGGUUGGGAGGACCCCGUCAGAAAGACUCUGAGUGAGGGCAGAGAAGUCAGGGAAGAUGACAUUGUCUCAUUGGGCACAAGGUCUGUUGACCAGGAAGGUAUUAGGGAAGGGGUUUAUGCUAGGGAAGAGUGUCUGCCCUCUGAUCGUGGAGAGAGAGACUGGGAAAGACUAUGGUCUGUGGGAAAGGAGGAUUCUGGGAGGAUUGGAGAACUGGUCAGGGAACAGGACCAGCAUACACAUAAUGUCUCUGGGCAAAGAAACUUGGAGAGACCAGGGAGUCCCAGGGAGGGAUUACCUGGGCAGAGGAACUGGGGAAGGGAAGGGAUCCCUGAGGAGAGAAAUUGUCCAUCUAGGGAAAGGAACUGGGGGAAGGAUGGGUUCCUUGGGGAGAAAGAUUGGAAUGGGGAUGGCUUGACUAUGGGGAGAGACUGGGGCAGAGAUGGGCACUUUGGGCAGAGGGAUUGUGGGAAAGGGGGACAUAAUAGGGAGGAGGACCAGGACAGAGUACAGUAUCUGGAAGGAAAGGGCUUAAAAAGAGAAGAGGUACCUGGUGAUGUAUCUCGAGGAGAAGGUCCCCAGAGCCAGGAUCACUUCCCAAGCCCACACUCUGUCAAGGCUGACUUCCUCCUGGGGGUGAAUCAGGCUGCAGCUGGUUCCUAUGGCCAUUGUCCUCAGGCAGUGGUGUGUGACCGGCAGUGGAGGGGCCCCCUAAUUCCCGUCCUUCAGCUCAACAAUGGAGAAUCCUCCCCACCAAUGGGGCCCAACCUUCUACCUGGGGCUCAGUCCACAUGGCUUCUUUCUCCAAAGCCCGGGAAUGCGCAUUCAGUGGGACUUAAGGGGCAGGAGCCUCCAAAGGGAAGCUUAGGUGGCACCACUGGUGGUAGCUCUGAGGUGACCAAAACCCAGCGCUUUCUGGAGGCCCUGAAGACCCCGUUUUCUUUGAACCUCACUAAUGUGCCUGGUGCAACAGAUCUUCGACAUGUUAUCAUCGAUGGCAGCAAUAUAGCUAUGAUCCAUGGCCUCCAGCAUUUCUUCUCCUGCCGGGGCAUAGCCUUAGCUGUGCAGUAUUUCUGGGAUCGGGGGCACCGGGACAUCACUGUCUUUGUGCCUCAGUGGCGCCUUAGGAAGGAUGCCAAGGUGAAAGAACGUCAUUUCCUGACUAAACUACAGUCCCUCCGCCUGCUUUCUGUCACCCCCUCUCGAAUUGUGGAAGGGAAGAGGAUUACCUCCUAUGAUGACAGGUUCAUGGUGAAGCUGGCAGAAGAAACUGAUGGCAUCAUCGUUUCCAACGACCAGUUCCGGGACUUGUCAGAGGAAUCUGUGAAAUGGGCAGAAAUCAUCAGAGAGCGUCUGCUGCCUUGCACUUUUGUGGGGAACAUCUUCAUGGUCCCAGAUGAUCCACUGGGGCGUGAGGGCCCCACCCUGGAUGAGUUCCUCAAGAAACCAAAUGGGCCGCAGGCUUCGAGAGGUCGCUCAACUGGUCGCGGAGGGCCUCCCCAUAGUCGACCUUCCCGACCCAGCUCCAGGGCCCGAUCCCAGGUUCGAUCCGGAACCCACCCUCGACCUCUACCUCGACCUCGAUCUCAGCCUCGACCUCAUACCAGAGGCCUGACAGAAUCUGACAUUCAGCCAAAGCAGCCAGAGCAAAAGGAGGAAGAUGAGAGAAUUAGUGGCUUACGAAGGGCAAGAGAGACUGAGCAGCUCCGGCACAAGCUUCUGGAGGUGUUUUGGGGACAGGACCAUAAGGUGGACUUCAUCCUACAGCGGAACCCCUCUAAUAGGGACCUCAACCAGCUGUCAGAUGCCCUGCUCAGUCUGAACUUCUGAGUCCUUCAAUGAAUGGGGGUUGCCAGUGAAGUGCAUCCUGGUGACCUGGACAACUGGGUCCUGCUUCUGACUUAAGAGUGAGAUCUGGGGAAUCAUGGGCAAAGUGGUGAAGCAGGAAGCAGGGGCUGCUUUUCCCCUUGGGACUGUCUGGCCCCAGAUGGUUGGGAGGCCUGGAUCAUUCCUUGGCUAACUUGGUUCCCAGGAACACUAGAGGAGUACUAGAUGCUGCCAUACCCUGGAAGUCUUGGUGUUAUGUGAGAGAUUACACGUGGACAUGGCAGGGAGGUAGUGAAAAGUGCACUCAUCUAGGAAUCAGGAUACUUGGGUUCUAGGCCUGGGUUUAGUACCCUUGGCAAAGGAGUACUCAGCUACCUUUAGGCGAAACCUAAACUUUUAUUUCUCCAUCUAUAAGAUGGAAGUAAAAAUACCUGAUGAGGAGAAAGGCCCUGGAGCUCUACCAGUUUCCAGGCAUGCUUAUCUGCCAGUUCACAGGGUUCAUUUCACUUUAGGUGAAACUCUUUGGUAUCCAAGUGGGUCCCAAGCAGAUCUUAGUGUCAGAAGUCCCAAACUGUUUCCAUUUUAGACAACCCCCAAUCCAAAUGUAUCUUAUAGUUACAUUUGGGCUGAUGUGUGAUAAUUAAGUUUACAAAAAUAUUUUCAGGGUUCAUUAAAAAAGGCAGCUUCUGUCUAGGGUAUUUGCUUCUUGAUCCUUAACUACAACUUGACAGUGUGGUUGUGGCUCAACUUGCAGAAGUAUCGGGGAGCCACAAUCAGUUGAAUGAUAAUAAAAUUUCUCUGAAAUGAUCACAGGUUAUCAUUUGACUUACUAAAAUCCACAAGUAGGAACACACCUCUUACUCUGUACGAGGGGUGUGUGUAAUGAUGGUGUAUGUGCAUAAACAAUAGGGAUGGUCACCUGAUUGUAAUCUAUUUACCUGAAAGAGUGGAGGAAGCUGGUUAGCAAAUGACUAAUGUCUUUGGGGAAUGGAGGACUAGAAAGGAUAGCAACAUAGACUGGGAAUCAGAAGUUCAUGUUUUAUUCCCAUCCCUACCUUGGAGAUCCUUUCUUGGCUUAUCUCAACAUUUUAUUCUCAUGGACUCCCCCAAGUCCCUUCUAGCUCCCUCAAGUCCUCACCCAUACUAGCAUGGGUGUUUCAGGCUCCUUCAGGGGAGUUGUAACUAGGAAUAGGGUUACUGGGAUCUAAGACUCCAGUCUUCAGAAUCUGUCCUGUGAAUGGGGUUUUGCAUGGGAUGAGACAUCAUUGAAUGCCUAUCAAAAGGUCCACUGGGGAAAAAGAGAUUUUGUUUAGUAUUUGGGGAGGGAAGCUGAUACUUGGAGUGUGGCUGGUAGCAGGAUAAGGACCAUAAAUAAAAUUUCAAGCCAUGCUUGUUUGUUUAUAAGGUCAUUGAGGCUUGUUUCUAAACCAUAGUUGGGUUGACAUGUUUCCUUAAACUACAGAAUGUCUCAGUGUGUUUUGUUGAGGCUUGGCCUAUGAAUGUAUCCUUGCCUAUUAUUUGGGACCAACAUGAGCAGACUGGCUCUAACUCAGGUGCUAAGGACCCUGGGAAACUGGAUUGAUUGUAAUGCUGCACCAGGUACCUGGGUCAGCUCUUGGUUUCUCUGACCCUUUUUGGGAAAUCUUGAGCUCCUUACAAACUAAUAUUACCCAUUUAAGGUCUAGAUAGCUUGGCAGCCUCGAUGCUUUUAUACAUUAAAAAAAAAGUUUUAUUGUUUGUGUAAUUUUUACAAAAUAAAGUGUCUUUAUCACUACCCUGCUAAGGGCUGGGCUGUAA